Molecule: messenger RNA, 1029 nt
Organism: Psilocybe cubensis
Lineage: Eukaryota; Fungi; Basidiomycota; Agaricomycetes; Agaricales; Agrocybaceae
Exons: 4
Coding region: 1-1029 (342 amino acids)
Source: RefSeq, a predicted model, not a curated record
AUGGACCGCGCGUCGGCCUCUGUCUUAUAUCUUUAUAGGUCGUAUCUACGACAGAGCAGGAACUUGCCUCAUCUUUAUCUUCGACAAUUUUUUCAGGUACGGGCGAGGGAUGACAUAAAUGCAAUUUUGUCCUCUAAAUCGGAAGAUCGUCGAGCGGAAAGAAUCAAACUUGUGCACAAGAGAAUACACAGGAUACAGAAGGCUAAUAACGGGGACCGCAAAUCUUUCAAUUGGAUUUUAGAACUUGCAUAUGGCAGGAAGGGGAAACUCAAAUGGGACCUUUUGGAGCCAAUAAGAUAUCCAAGCGUCAACGAUAUACCGAAUGAACCAAUCAUUCCUGGAGUAGAAAAAUCAAGGCCGCCAGUUUAUUCGCCGGAAUUGAAAGCGUUAUUAACCAGCUCAGGGUCGAGAGACAAAAAGGCGUUGGACAGGAAAGACCUAAUCACACCUCGCACGCUCCCUCCGCGCGCGAACCCCAAUUCCAUAGAGGCUCUGACUUUUGGCCCUUUCAGCAAACGCCGGGAAGUAAAUAUACGUCGUCGUUUCUUCCAAGAUGAACUCAAAAAGAUUUUACCUCCUUUGCAAGUCACCGAGAUAAUGCCUUCAACGAAUAUUUCCAAAGUGCCUAUGAGGUCGUUGGGGUUCCAAAACAGUGGCGUUUUGCAGGAGCUUGAAACUCUCAUUGGUUAUAGUUUAACUGAAAACCCUCCGAAAACACGACGAGAAAGACGUUCUUUACCCGCCGAACAACCGGUCCUAAUUCCUACGACAAACCUUGAGCGACAUCCCUCAAGGUGGGUUAGAAGGCGUUAUCGCGCCCUGCUAGCGCGUAUACCUCUGUUAUUCUACGAAUGUAAAUCAAAUUCAACACAACCGUUCCGGGUCGAAAAACAUCCUCUGGGCCAUUUCCCCCAUGACAGGUCGGUUAGAACAAUGCCAGAUUUAGACGCCGUCACUAUGGCUUGGAUUGAGCAAAAAUCAACAACAAAUAUUAAACGGGCAAAAGGUGCUGAUAAAGGGAAAGAGUAA